AUGCUGUCGGCACCUUCUACACACUACUCUCUACUCUCCCUCGAUCGAAAUGGCGAUAAUGGAAACACCUCUCAAUCGGCUGGAUCCUUUGAUUUCCUCCCGUCCGUCAGUUUCGAUGAUCUGCACACCAGUAUUGAAUCUGCUUCGACCGAUUUCAAACUUGCCCAGUUCCCUUCACCCACAGGUGAAGGAGGUAUACUUGAGGCGAAAGGCUUGACGGAUAAGAAAUCAACUGAAAGACCAAUCAUGGCACAGACCACCGGCUCAGGUCGUGGAAGUAUACUGCCUCCGCCUUCUCGGCCUGGUCGUUCGGGAUCAGUCUUGCGUCGACCGAGUACCUCGAGCAGACAAACUAGUGUGUCCUCGGUUGUGUCUUCCUCAUCGGGCACACUGGAUGCCCCUACCGCUCCCGCGGCCCUGCGGAAUCGUCGCCACAGUCAAUUCCACCCAGUUUUAAAGACCGCUGCUCCCAGGCCACCUCGGAAAUCCGUGGGUCCUGGAGUCGUCGCAGAUUCCGAUGUGGCCGCCAGGCAUGCACCUGUCAGGCGCGCCAGUGUGCUGGGCGACAAAAUUGCCCCCCGGGACUCUACAAGGCGGUCUAUUGACGGUGGUUCUGUAACGAGUUCGGACUCGACACGCAAUUUGCCAACAUCGCGGUCAAUCAAAGCAAAGUCUGUCCAGCCACCUCCGAGGACAAGUCAGACGAACUUCCUCGGGAGUUCUACCCUUACGACGGAACAAAAUCGUUUGUCGACUUUGGCGCCUCAAUCUCCACGUGUUACUGGAAAGACGGGCACCCCAUCAUCUGGCGGUGGCAAGAGGAUGUCGAUGAUGCCAGGCAGCCAUGCCACAGGAUUGGGAGCCCGCACCAUCAGCCCAACAGACACGAGAAGAAUGAAACGCUUGUCUAUGAUGCCACAAUCACAGAGCCUCAAUAUGCUUGCCAAUGCGCCCCCUCCCCCUCCACCGGUUUCCAUGGAUGUCCGUGCCGAAUCACGAUCUCCUUCCAUGAUUCCACGAAAGGCAUCUUUGACCCCUUCCUCCGCCAGAACGACGCCAGAUAUAAACAACCGAAAGUCAUAUAGCUCCGGCCUCUCGAUAGGCUCUGCGGCCAGUUAUAACACUGUGCGGACGUCUACGGGGUCUGUUCAGCCUCGUUUUCCUCCAUCAUCCUCUGCAACUCGGCUGCCGGCGCCCAAGCAUGGCAACACGCACAACAAUAAGCAAGCUGACGACAAUGAAGACGUUCCUCCUGUUCCUGCCAUACCCAAAGCUUAUGAAUCCCCAAAGGAAUCACAUGCUGAGACGUACUUCGCGGAAAAGAAGAAAUCGAGCCUCAACUCUCUCGACGCAACAAGUAUUCAUAGCAACUCGACCAGUAGCAUAUCGAUACCUAUGCAUCGUGAACCUUCUUAUGUUCAGAAAAAGACAAAUGUCAGAAAGAGCUCAUAUGCUGGGAUCUCUGCCAUUGAAGGGGAGAAGCGCGAUGCCCAUGCUAGGAAACAGCUGGAACCACUGAGACUACCGCCUCUCAAUAUUGGGCCGUUGAACUUCCCUUCCACUUCAAAAAUGAAUGGUCAAGACCCUUCUCAUCGGGAUUUCAGCCCUCCACCUUCACGUCGGAUUCCCAAGACCCCUACAACCCCUCUGACGACAUCGAAGAGUUCCUUUUUUUCCAAAAGUCGGUAUGACGAAACGUUGGAACUUCCGUCUCUUAGGAGCAGUACCUCCACUCACCAUAUUCGUCGAGUUACGCCGAGUCCUCCUGAUGGUGAUGGUAUCUCCUCGGAUUCAUCAUCUAGCUUGGUUGAGCCAAUCCAUAAAUCGAGCAUCUCGCCUUUCCUGUCGUCAUCUUUGCCCAAGGGAGGCUUUGACAUCGGGCACUUGAAGAGCCCUCAAAUUGGAGGGGAUUGCACCACCGUCACAGGAACUUUCUCUGAGCACAGUGGUGAACACAAGUCUGCUGGCCGCCAAGAACUGAACACGUUUAGGCCUAUACCCAAGUCUCCCCCACCUGAUCCGACGGAGACUCAAGGACCUCACAGUCCUUCAUCAAAGACAUCCCUUCGAAGGAAGCUCAGCUUGUCGUGGAAGCGAAGUAACUCCAAGUCCGGUUAUGGUGACACGAUCGAUAAAUUCGGCGCACAGCAAUCUUCCAACGCUGACAGCAUGCCGCCGCCUCGCAUUCCUGCCUCAGCAUCUGCCGUAGUUGGCGGUUAUUCCGGACUCAAACAGCCUCAUCCAAGCUCGAUUGCGAGUACAAAUUCUAUUGGAGCCAAUGCUGACAUGAGAAGUCGAAAGAGCUCGGCAGCAAGUCUAACAAGUCAUGGUGGCCCCAAUGCCCCUAAUCGUAUUAAGAGCGAUAUCGGGCAUGCUCAGAAAGAAGCGUCCGAUUGUUUUACGGUGCCGUCCACCAGAAUCGCUAGUAGCGUAUCGAAAAAGAUGGCCAAGCCCAAGUCUUCCGCCAACGGACUCCGUACUGUUGGUUCUUGGACGGCCGAUCCGGACAAAGAUGAUAUGGCUGCUGAGGAAGAAAUGCGAAAGCUAGGAUCUCGUCGAAAGGAGACCGAGGUUGCUGGCAAAGCGUUGGAUGCUUUGAAAAGGAAGGCAACGCCCAAGGAGCGCGUGGGAUCUCAAGACGCUAUACGAAUUGCUAUGCUGAAUAUCUAUGAACGGGGCGAAAUUAUUGAUUACAACGACGUAUACUUUUGCGGAACCCAAAAUGCCCGAAAGGUUGUGGGGAACUUGCAGUCCGACACUCCAAAUUUUGGCUACGAUGACGACCGCGGUGAUUACACUAUCAUCCCAGGUGAUCAUCUCGCGUACAGAUAUGAGAUUGUGGAUAUUCUUGGAAAGGGAAGCUUUGGACAGGUUGUUCGAUGCAUUGACCACAAGCUUGGUGUUCUUGUUGCCAUUAAAAUCAUUAGGAACAAGAAGAGGUUCCAUCAGCAAGCUCUUGUGGAAGUCAAUAUCCUUCAAAAGCUUCGCGAAUGGGAUCCCAAAAAUAGACACAGCAUGGUCAAUUUCACCCAGAGUUUCUAUUUCCGCGGUCACCUAUGUAUCUCUACGGAACUCCUGGACAUGAACCUUUACGAGUUUAUUAAGGCGCAUUCUUUUCGUGGAUUCUCCCUGAGAAUCAUUAGGCGAUUCACGAAGCAGAUUCUGAGCUCUCUAGUUCUGCUGAAGCAGCGCAAGGUCAUUCAUUGCGAUUUGAAACCAGAGAACAUUCUUCUGAGACACCCGCUACACUCUGAAAUCAAGGUGAUCGACUUUGGAUCAAGUUGCUUCGAGCAUGAGAAGGUAUACACAUACAUCCAAUCAAGAUUCUAUCGGUCACCAGAGGUAAUCCUAGGUAUGACAUAUGGCAUGCCCAUCGACAUGUGGAGUGUAGGUUGCAUUCUGGCUGAAUUGUACACGGGGGUCCCUAUUUUCCCUGGUGAGAAUGAACAAGAGCAGCUGGCAUGCAUUAUGGAGGUUUUCGGACCUCCCGAGAAGCAUUUGAUUGAGAAGAGCACGAGAAAGAAGCUGUUCUUCGACUCCAUGGGCAAACCACGGUUGACUGUAUCGUCGAAAGGCCGACGUCGUCGUCCAUCGUCAAAGACCCUUCAACAGGUUUUGAAAUGUGACGACGAAGCCUUCCUGGACUUCAUUGCUCGUUGUCUCAGAUGGGAUCCCGACAGACGACUAAGGCCUGAGGACGCCGUUCGACAUGAAUUCAUCACGGGCCAGAAAGUGCCAGUCAUCAUCCCAAGACUGCCAGCAAGGGAAGCAUCACCGUCGAAACAAGUCACCCACUUUUUAACCCCCCGCCCUCUACCUGACCCUCCAGCUUCUAUUGGGAAAGGGGUUGGUAGUUCCGCGCGGACCGGCAUCAACAGCCCGCACAAGCCGGUGUCUGGCGCUUCAAGAAGAAUCUCUGGGGCCACGGCAGCCACGGCUGCUAGCAUCAACAGACGAACUAGUGCGGGCGGCUCCAUCAGCAGCAUCAGCAGUCUACCUCGAGCCGCUGGUCGAACUGCUAGUGGCAGACAGGACCUUGCGGCAGCUGGUGCGUCAGCCGCAAUGAGCCGACGAGUAUAA
Molecule: messenger RNA, 4080 nt
Organism: Metarhizium album ARSEF 1941
Lineage: Eukaryota; Fungi; Ascomycota; Sordariomycetes; Hypocreales; Clavicipitaceae
Product: serine/threonine protein kinase
Exons: 2
Coding region: 1-4080 (1359 amino acids)
Biological process (GO): peptidyl-threonine phosphorylation; peptidyl-serine phosphorylation
Molecular function (GO): ATP binding; protein serine/threonine kinase activity
Source: RefSeq, a predicted model, not a curated record